AUGAAAGAAAAUGAUUUGUUACUCUGUUUCAGACACAUAGAGAACUGGACAGGACUGCAGACUCUGAGAGACGUGGACAUGGAGCUGUACACUGGACUACAGAGGCUAAUCAUUAUAAACUGCAGUCUGCACUCUAUCCAGGCCCGGGCUUUCUCCCAGAACCCUCAUCUACGAUACAUAAACCUAUCCAAGAACCCUCUAACCACCUUGUCCUGGCAACUGUUCCAGAACCUGCAACUUUCUGAGCUGAGGCUGGACGGUGUGGUGUUUGACUGUGGUUGUGACGUGCGUUGGAUCCAGCUUUGGCAGCAGAGACGAGAGGCGGGGCUUCACACCCAGAUGCUGUUCUGCAGAAACGGGGCCUUUAAGACACGAUUGCAAAACAUGUACAUUACUUUAUGUGACGUACCAGAGAUCAGUGUAAGCCACAACAGUAGCCUGAUGAUGAUAGAGGGUAGUAAUGUAACGUUCAGCUGUAAUGGGUCAGGAGCUCCCCUCCCCGAAGUCGACUGGACCGUCGCUGGACUACACUCCAUCAACACACACCUGUCUAAUGUCUACUGGCCCAACAUCCAUUCUAUUAACCUGACGCUAGUCAACGUAAGUCGAGACGACAACGGCUUCCUGCUCACCUGCAUAGCAGAGAACCUAGUGGGAAUGACCAACGCUUCCAUCCAGCUGGCUGUACAGUUUCCACCAGUCAUCCUGAAACUGUCCGAGCCUGAGCGGCGCCAUGACACCUGCAUAGAGUUCACAGUGAGAGGCUAUCCCUACCCGACGCUGCGAUGGUACCACAAACAGAGAGAGAUCCUGCAGAGUGAAUACAUCAGAACAGAGAUGGAUUUCUACCGGGACUAUCUGGAGGGAUGUCUGACUUUUCUCAACCCAACACACUACGAUAAUGGAAACUACACGCUGCAGGCCUCCAACUCCCUGGGGACCGUCACCAAGACCGUCUACGGACACUUCCUCACGGCUCCGCCCUUUGACCCUGACCCUGACGGUAACCACAACAUUUUCUUAGACAGGGACACAUCGUACAGCAAAAGCUAUAGAUCUCAGAACAGUGAGAAAGGAUGCAUUGCAGCAGAUUUAGCUAUAAAAGCUCAUUUGGAUGAUUCACAUCACUCAGAGCUUCUCUAG
This is a messenger RNA of Oncorhynchus masou masou (cherry salmon), 1143 nucleotides long. RefSeq names its product NT-3 growth factor receptor-like. Gene Ontology annotation, molecular function: transmembrane receptor protein tyrosine kinase activity; axon guidance receptor activity; ATP binding. Lineage: Eukaryota; Metazoa; Chordata; Actinopteri; Salmoniformes; Salmonidae. The coding region runs from base 1 to 1143 and encodes 380 amino acids. Gene Ontology annotation, cellular component: axon; neuronal cell body; plasma membrane. The transcript has 8 exons. Gene Ontology annotation, biological process: synapse organization; homophilic cell-cell adhesion; cell surface receptor protein tyrosine kinase signaling pathway. The record is from RefSeq and is a predicted model, not a curated record.